AUGGAUGGAUACAAUGUCACCAUUUUCGCAUAUGGACAGACCGGCUCGGGGAAAACGCAUACCAUGUUUGGAGAGGGAUACGAGACAAAGGAACAGUACUCAGUUGAUGAGAUUGAGGAUGACAAUGGCUGUGCGGGUGUGAUCCCGAGAUCCAUAUACCAAAUCUUCAAGAAGGUGAAGAAAAUGAGCAACGCUAAUGUCUUCUGCUCUUUCCUGCAGAUCUACAAUGAAAAGAUUUACGAUUUGCUCCAGAAGUUCGAAGACUGCAUGGAGCUGCUCAAAAAGGGAGUGAAGAACAGGACCAUAAGGCAAACCUCCAUGAACGCCAAGAGCUCACGCUCCCAUACCAUCUUUCAGCUGCUGAUCGAGAUCCAAUCAAGCGACGGCACCUUCCUGAAGGGAAGGCUCAACCUCUGCGACCUGGCUGGAUCGGAAAAGAUCAACAAAAAGGAAGCGAUGGGCGAGGACCAGCUGAAGGAACUGAAGAACAUCAACUUGUCCCUUACCACUUUGGGAAAGGAGUCACUGACUGGCAAUACCUUCACUUUUAUAUUCGGGAAUCUCUCGCCCUCGGGAAAGAACAUGGACGAAACCAUCAGCACUCUCAAGUUCGUGGAAAGAGCCAACCACAUCACGCUCAAGGUGAAACCGACCGAGUUCAACGGUCACAAUCCCGAUACCGUCGACAAGCUCAAGCGGGAGGUGGAGUAUCUCAAGGAUUUGCUAAACUUGAAGAAGCAGGGCAUCAAUCCCGAGGACAUUGCGCAGCACCUGGCGAAGCUCAAGAGCGAAAACCUCCAGCAGAAGCCGAAGGAGGUAUCGAACGAGUAG
This is a messenger RNA of Nymphaea colorata (pocket water lily), 831 nucleotides long. RefSeq lists its product as uncharacterized. The transcript is spliced from 3 exons. Gene Ontology annotation, biological process: microtubule-based movement. Lineage: Eukaryota; Viridiplantae; Streptophyta; Magnoliopsida; Nymphaeales; Nymphaeaceae. Gene Ontology annotation, molecular function: microtubule motor activity; ATP hydrolysis activity; microtubule binding. The record is from RefSeq and is a predicted model, not a curated record. Bases 1 to 831 code for a protein of 276 amino acids. Gene Ontology annotation, cellular component: microtubule; kinesin complex.